GGAGUCAACGCAAGUCUUCAUUGACUAACCAUAAACAGAUUUAACUUCCCUACAAGGAAGGAUCAAACUAUUUUCCUUUUAUCCAAAUUCACAAUAAAUUAUUAUUAUUUCAUAUCAAUAAUUCCACCUUUUGCUGAUUUGGAUUUCAAUUUAAAUUCGAUAAUUUUCAUUUUCAUUUUCCUUUAUCUUCUCCAGCUAGAGUCGGAUCACUCGGAGGAAAAAAAAACAAAUUCGGUUGCAUGUAAUUCGGAUCUUACCAUAGAUCCGGAUCCAAAUCAGCCAUGACUAGACGCUGCUCUCAUUGCAGCCACAACGGCCAUAACUCGCGCACAUGUCCAAAUCGCGGGGUUAAGCUAUUCGGGGUCCGAUUGACCGACGGGUCGAUCCGGAAAAGUGCUAGUAUGGGUAAUUUGAGUCUUUACACCGGGUCUUCUAAUCUGGGUGGUGCUGGCGGAGCUCAUGGUUUGGGUUCGAAUAAUCCGGGAUCUCCUGGGGAGAUUGCUGAUCACGACGGUGGCGCCGCCGCUGACGGUUAUGGUUCUGAGGACAUUAUUACUGGUUCUGCCGCUAGCCGUGAAAGAAAAAAAGGUGUUCCAUGGACUGAAGAGGAGCACAGGAUGUUUCUACUUGGCCUGCAGAAGCUUGGUAAAGGUGAUUGGCGUGGAAUUGCUCGUAACUAUGUUAUUUCGAGGACACCUACUCAGGUGGCGAGUCAUGCUCAAAAGUAUUUCAUCAGGCAAAGCAAUGUGUCUAGGAGGAAAAGACGAUCCAGCCUUUUUGAUAUAAUAGCUGAUGAAACAGUCGAUAUUCCAAUGACAUCACAAGACUUCUUGUCCAUCGACAAUCCCGAGAUCGAAACUCAAAAUGACGAUCCUAAUUCAUUGCCUGCUCCUCCUCCUUUAGAUGAAGAAUGUGAAUCAAUGGAUUCUACCAACUCCAAUGAGGCAGAAGUAGUAUCGCCAAAGCCAGAUAGUAAACAGUCCUUCUACCCGGUUUUAUAUCCAUCUUAUAUCCCAUCCUUCUACCCGUAUGCUUUUCCGGUUUGGCCUGGUUGCAGUACAGCAGCACCAAGUAAGACAGAGACGCAUGAAGUUCUCAAACCAACAGCCGUGCAUUCAAAAAAGCCAAUCAAUGUCGACGAGUUAGUUGGCAUGUCAAAAUUGAGUUUACGAGAAUCUAUUGCUGAUGCAGGUCCAUCUUCUCUUUCCUUAAAAUUGCUAGAAGGGUCGUCGAGGCAAUCGGCUUUUCAUGCUAAUCCGACGUCUAAUGCAUCAAAUAUGAACACGAGCAGCAGUCCGAUCCAUGCAUUAUAAAUGAAAACAGCAUUUGCAGACAUGAAACUGUAGGAGCUUGACUAGUAACUGUUAAUACAAGACAAUAGUGUGCACUGUGUAGUCUGUUUGGGCAUUGAGUUAUAUAUAUAUAUUUGUUGGUGGGAUGCUAUAAUAAGAUCUCUUGUUUAUUUAUAUUUUUAGAAUCUCUUAGGAUUAUUAGUGUGUUUAUGUUCUUAGUUAUGGUAGGUGGUUGUAGUAUAUUCUCAGAAAUUAUUUGAAUUUGUAACAUUUAUGUUUAUGAAAUUUCUUUUUAGUUUGCUUCUUA
Molecule: messenger RNA, 1599 nt
Organism: Mercurialis annua (annual mercury)
Lineage: Eukaryota; Viridiplantae; Streptophyta; Magnoliopsida; Malpighiales; Euphorbiaceae
Product: transcription factor KUA1
Exons: 3
Coding region: 282-1313 (343 amino acids)
Biological process (GO): response to auxin; response to ethylene; response to gibberellin
Molecular function (GO): DNA binding
Source: RefSeq, a predicted model, not a curated record